AUGGAUGAUAGACCCAGAACUAGCGCUAUCGCACUCACUUAUGCACCAGGACGCACAAGGAAGGUCAUAUCAAGGAUGACAACGGCCCAUCAUUGGCUAUUGGAGUCGAACAAGCUUUGUAGGCUUUAGUAUUCCUUGCACUUGCAUUAGAGCUGUCUCCCCGCAUGUACUAUGAGUCUAUGAUAAGCCAUAUCGCCUCCUCCACACAGAAUGCAGAAGGUUUCAUGUUAUCGUGUCGACUCUAUCAAGAUAAGAAGCAUAAAUAUGAACUAUAUUUUAUAUGUGAUUGUCACUUGUAGGUAUAUGGUUCGCAAUAGCAUCGAAGUCCACUUUUCCGCACCGCAUCAAAUUCGUUAGUUGAGAACAAUAGUAUCUUCCAUAUUUAUCGACGAUAAAUUCAUGAUGGAAGAGACAAUACUAGCUCGGAUAACUCGUCCGAGGGUUUCUAGCUCUUCAUGGAUAGUAUCAGUUCUACUUGUCCUAUGUUCAUGUAUCACAUCAACCACAUUUGGAUAUGACGGAUCGAUGAUGUUGGUAUUUUUGGCAGAGGUCUUAUACCAAUACAGUGUCUGUGAUAGCUGACCAUCAAUAGGAAUGGACUCAAUAUCUUGCCCAGCUAUACUGAUUACUUCAAUCUGAAUACCGCCACUCUAUCUCUCAACACAGCCGCGCUCUGGAUCGGUGGCGCCGUUGCUGGUCUAACUUAUGGCCAAGUAACUGAUAAGAUCGGACGCAGAUAUGCAUUAUUUUGGGCGGCCAUUGGAACAUUUUUGUCCGUCGUCCUUCAGACAGCUGCGCAGAAUACUGCGAUGUUUGUGAUAGCUAGAAUUUUGGUCGGAUACGGAACUUCCGCCUCCACCCUUACUGGACCGACGUAUGUUGCUGAGACACUUCCAUAUAAUUGGAGAGCCUGGGGAUUGGGAGUGUUGAACGAUUGUUAUUAUGUCGGUAUGGAUUUUCAUUACCCUCAGCUGAUUCACACAUCUGACAUGCAGCAGGAGGUUUGAUUGCAGCUGGUGUGACAUACAGAACAGCUUCUUACAGCUCGACCUGGGCAUGGAGAGUCCCUUCUUUAGUCCAAGGCAUCUUCAGCGUCCUUUGUAUUGCCAUCUUACCGUUCAUCCCUGAAUCACCCCGAUGGUUAGCCUAUGUUGGACGUACAGAAGAGGCAUUGAUGGUUGUGGCUCAGACUCAUGCGAAUGGCGAUACGUCGAAUCCUGUUGUAUUAGCGCAAUAUCAAGAGAUCAUCGACACGAUAGAGUACGAGAGAAAUGUUGGCGAGACUCUGAGCCUGAAGCAGAUGGUCAAAACACCAGUUGCAAGGAAAAGGGUAUCCCUAGCGAUCUCGGCCGCGGUAAUUUCUACCAUUUCAGGUAGGUAAUUAGUUCUGUACUUGGAUAUAGUAUUGACCUUUCUAGGCAAUGUAAUUGCGAGUUACUAUUUAGGAACAAUGCUUGACAAUGCCGGUAUUAGUGACGCCACGACGCAGCUCGAAAUUGUGAGUUUUCAAGCCACACAAGUCCAUGGGUUAUGGCUGAACCUCAAUAGAAUAUAAUCCUGAAUGCUUGGUGUCUUUGUUGCGCCUUGUUCGGAACAUACUAUGCUGAUAUUCUUGGCCGACGUGCGGCUGCAAUUAUUAGUACAUCACUUCUCACUAUUUUUCUCUUUAUCGUCGGUGCUCUAACUAAAGGUAUGCGCUCCACCAUUUGAUUCUGCUCCCUAUAUUGUUGACAUGUUGAAAAGUGUAUGGAACAUCAAAGAACAAGUCUGGUGUGUACGGCACGGUCGCUGCAAUUUUCCUCUUCCAAGGAGCCUACUCUUUUGGCUGGACACCACUGCUUUAUCUGUAUCCACCCGAGGUGCUCAAUUAUUCCAUCAGAGCCAACGGAAUGGGUCUCUUCACCUUUGUUCUUAACGGUGUUGCACUUCUCAUUGUGUUUUCCUUUCCAUUUGCGCAAGAAGCCAUGGGCUGGAAGAUAUAUAUGAUGAAUGGCGCAUGGGAUGUAUUGGAGGUAGGAUUAAUCUGGAAAUACUGGGUAGAAACACGAGGAAAGACACUCGAGGAGAUUGACGAGAUGUUUGAAGGUAUCAAACAUUCCGACGUACCUGAUUUGAAAGAUGUGGUGGAAGUAAAUGUGAAACCUGGGGACGAUGUUCCAGAAAGAAUUGAGAUUGUCCCCUCAAGAAAAAGUGUUUGAAAUGAAGUGAAUAGAAAAGCAGUUGGAAGGAUGAAGAAAUAUAUAUUCUCUAAGAGUGUUAAUGUUCAAACUCAU
Messenger RNA from Sclerotinia trifoliorum, 2273 nucleotides. The record is from the annotation of a GenBank genome assembly. NCBI's taxonomy places the organism in Eukaryota, Fungi, Ascomycota, Leotiomycetes, Helotiales, Sclerotiniaceae.